AAAAGUUUGAUGUCUGCAGACUUUACCUCAAUAAAUACCCGUGUCACCGAUUCAACACCUUAAGACGGCAAAACAAAACAAACAUGGCUGUCAGACUCUGCGAUGUGGCUUCUCUGCUUAGAAGUGGUUCGUGGGCACCUGAGCCCUGGACUGGGCAGGUAAUUGCUGCCAUGGAAACACAGCUGUCCAAUGGGCCAACUUGCAACAACACGAGCAACGGGCCUUCAACAAUCUCAAACAACUGCUCCUCACCUGUAGAGUCAGGGAGCAUAGAGGACAGUAAAACUAACUUGAUAGUCAACUACCUGCCUCAGAAUAUGACCCAGGAGGAGUUGAAGAGUUUGUUUGGGAGCAUCGGAGAAAUUGAGUCCUGUAAACUAGUUCGAGACAAAAUAACAGGGCAGAGCCUAGGCUAUGGAUUUGUGAAUUAUGUGGACCCGAAGGAUGCCGAAAAAGCCAUCAAUACCUUAAAUGGCUUGAGACUGCAGACUAAAACUAUCAAGGUUUCCUUUGCGCGUCCAAGCUCCGCCUCCAUCAGAGAUGCAAAUUUGUACGUCAGUGGCUUGCCAAAAACCAUGACUCAGAAAGAACUGGAGCAGCUCUUCUCUCAGUAUGGACGCAUCAUUACCUCACGCAUUCUGGUGGACCAGGUGACUGGCGUUUCCAGAGGGGUUGGCUUCAUUCGUUUUGAUCGGCGAGUUGAGGCUGAGGAGGCCAUCAAGGGUCUUAACUGCCAGAAGCCGCCUGGUGCCACUGAACCCAUUACAGUCAAGUUUGCGAACAACCCGAGCCAGAAGACCAGCCAGGCACUUCUGUCCCAGCUGUAUCAGUCACCCAAUCGAAGGUACCCAGGACCCCUCGCACAGCAGGCACAACGCUUCAGGUUGGACAAUCUGCUGAACAUGGCCUAUGGAGUGAAAAGCCGGUUCUCACCCAUGGCCAUUGACGGGGUGACCAGCCUGGCCGGCAUCAACAUCCCGGGGCAUGCAGGCACUGGCUGGUGUAUCUUCGUCUACAACCUGGCUCCAGAUGCAGAUGAGAGCAUCCUUUGGCAGAUGUUUGGGCCGUUUGGUGCCGUCACAAACGUCAAGGUUAUUCGCGACUUUAACACAAACAAGUGCAAAGGAUUUGGUUUUGUCACCAUGACUAACUACGACGAGGCAGCCGUGGCCAUCGCCAGCUUGAAUGGAUACCGCCUCGGAGACAGAGUGCUGCAAGUCUCGUUCAAAACCAACAAAACACACAAAGCCUAA
Cyclopterus lumpus (lumpfish) is the source of this 1253-nucleotide messenger RNA. It is a transcript of the gene elavl2, whose product is annotated as ELAV like neuron-specific RNA binding protein 2. The coding region runs from base 84 to 1253 and encodes 389 amino acids. The transcript has 8 exons. The record is from RefSeq and is a predicted model, not a curated record. NCBI's taxonomy places the organism in Eukaryota, Metazoa, Chordata, Actinopteri, Perciformes, Cyclopteridae. Gene Ontology annotation, cellular component: ribonucleoprotein complex. Gene Ontology annotation, molecular function: RNA binding.